GACUUGAGUUCAACAAGUUCCAGUUGCAGAUCCAGUCAUCGUCCAAUAUGUUUACGCUGCAAUGGCAUUUAUUUAUAACUAAUUGCUGAGCUCCACGAUGGCUGCCGCCCAGUUGGAGGAACACGCUGCUCAUGCGGCUCCCCAUGCCGAUAGAAAUCCGAGCAGCGACUGGCGACAGUGGUGUCGCCUUUGCGCCAAGGACGACAUGCAAGGCAACAUGAAUGUGUUCCUUAAGAACGAAGAUUCCGGCGAGGCAUCCUCUAUGGAACUGGCCACUGCCAUUGGCAAGUACUUUUGGGUGAAUAUAACUCGAGGCGAAGAGUUGCCGGAGACGAUAUGCAGUGAGUGCCUGUCGCUGGUCACCUCGCUGGUGAAUUUCUCAAAACGGAUUACCCGCGUCCAGAAGCUUUACUGCAUCCUGCAAAGCACGCCCAGUCACGAUAGCCCGAAUCUCCACGAACUCCGGUCUAAAUUUGGAUUGGUCGAAGAGGAGACGCUGACUGAGGUUCACUAUGUGGAUAAAAAGCCGAAGUUGGAUGAACAGCUUGAAUUUCUGCCAGAGGAGUCGGCUUACGAGCUGGAAAACCCACUAACGCCAGAGGAAAAGCAGGAAAAUAUAGAUCAGGAACAGAUCCUGCCGACAGAGGAGCAAGAACAGGAGGAACCAGAUGAGCGGGAUGCCGACUACGAAGCGGAUGAAGAUGGCGUACUAAUGAACCUGUGUGAUGUCUAUGGAAUUCAGGAGGAUGGAAAGGAUGCAGCAGACUCCGAAAAAAGACACCAGUGCAGUGAGUGUUUGCGAAGCUACGCCACGUCUAAAACCCUGAAGCGUCACUUGCGACAGGAUCAUGGUCAGACUGAGCCCUCAACCGAGCAGCUGCAAUGCCCGGAUUGCCUCAAGAAGUUUCGCCUACACUACCAGCUUGAAAGGCACAUGAAAUGGCAUGUGCCGCUGCCUAAUCGGAAGCAGUACGCCUGCACUAGCUGCGACAAAAAAUUUGCCACCAGUGCAUCAGCCCAGCAGCACGAACAGUACAUGCACCUGGAUGAGCGGCCGAGGCCGGUGAUUUGCGAACAAUGCGGCGUGGGUGUGCACUCGAUGAGCGCCCUCAAGGAGCAUGUUCUGAAGCACACAGACUAUGCCCCUUUUGAGUGCGAGGUGUGCAAGAAGUGCUUUAAGUCGGCCAAUCGUCUAAAACACCACAAAGAGACGCAUGAUCCGCACAAGUACAUCUGCCCAGAGUGCGGCAUGCAGCUAAAUUCGCGGACCACUUUAAAUCGUCACCGGCUGGUGCACACGGAUCAGAUGCAGCAUAAGUGCGACUAUUGCGGCCGUGAGUUCAAGCGGGCCAAGGCGCUGAAGAAUCACCUCAUCCUGCAUACAGGACUCAAGCCGUACUCCUGCGACUUUUGUGACCGCACCUUUGCCAACGGCUCUAAUUGCCGCACGCACAAGAAAAAGUCGCAUCCCGACGAACUGGCUGCCCAGGAGGCAGCGGGAGGCGGAAAGUCACACAACAGAAAUAUACCCAAGCUGGAGGCACUCAAGGCGUUCACCAAAAACAAGGACAACCUGUCGCCGGUGGCCACCAAACAGAGCGGCUGCUUUGCUUUCGGGAAAAAAUCAAGGGCAACUAUCAAAGAUAAUCCAGCUUUUAAACCCGCCUCCACCCAAGAUGCUCAGCCUGAACUAGCGCCUGAUCCCAGAGGGGAAAACGUCGCCCAACCCGAUCCCCCAGCUGCGGCUAUACCCACGUUAGAUAAUAUUUAUAACCAUAUCAUGAUUGACUAUCGCUGAUCCUCUCGAGUUACGGAGUAUCCCAACCAUGAGUGUUAUUGGCGAAAAUGCGCAAGUUUUGUUUCCAAAUUCGUAUUCGUGAAACCUGUUUAAAGAUAUAGUUAAUUGUUUUGGAAACUACGAAAGACGUAGGCUGACCUAAUUAUUACUUUAUCCUAUCUGAUAUUGUAAUUAGAAAGGGAGCUUCUACGAGAAAUUAAAUAUUUUGCUUAUGAGCAAUUAAA
Drosophila teissieri is the source of this 2022-nucleotide messenger RNA. RefSeq names its product zinc finger protein weckle. Gene Ontology annotation, biological process: regulation of transcription by RNA polymerase II. Gene Ontology annotation, molecular function: zinc ion binding; DNA-binding transcription factor activity; RNA polymerase II cis-regulatory region sequence-specific DNA binding. The transcript is spliced from 3 exons. Lineage: Eukaryota; Metazoa; Arthropoda; Insecta; Diptera; Drosophilidae. The record is from RefSeq and is a predicted model, not a curated record. Gene Ontology annotation, cellular component: nucleus. Bases 98 to 1798 code for a protein of 566 amino acids.